GUCAAGCAGGCGAAGAAAGAGGCCGAGAAGAGCAACUUGGGCCCCAAGCUCCUCAUCACCUUCAAGUCUCCGGAUGGCAGGGACAACAAGACAGUCACCUUUACCAAGCGGCCACUCGGGGUGUCCUGCAGCAUGGACUCGAUGCCAAUCGUUGUGGGCGAGAAACCUGUCGGCGAGGCAGCGGAAGCCGGGAUCGCGGAGGGCUGGAUACUCUGCCAG
Messenger RNA from Symbiodinium necroappetens, 219 nucleotides. Lineage: Eukaryota; Dinophyceae; Suessiales; Symbiodiniaceae. The record is from the annotation of a GenBank genome assembly.